GGCAAUGAGGAAGAAACGGCAGUUGAGCCUGGAUGAAGGCAGCAGGAGUAAAACUAUACAGGGCCCCGUCAGGCUCAGAGAGUGGAGUAAGGACUCCAGCGGUCGUCCACAUGACAACAUGAUGGACCCUGAAGUGUCCAUUCUGCUUGACUGUGCACAGUGGAGGGGGCUGCUGGAGGACCAAGUCCAGGUGGAGCUUUCUGACAGAUUCAACAGGCAGACAGAUCCUCUUCUUGAGCAGCACAUAGGUGAAGUUUGGACGCAGCGGCUUACCAAGGAGCCGUGGCUUUUCAACGGGGCCAAAUUCAGGCUGCAUUCCUUCCGCUUGGCCUCUCCAGAACGUCUGCACUGUGAUGGCUCUGACGGCCACCUGUGUGAACAGAGGAGGGAUGGUGCCGCAGAGGGGGACCAUGUUGAUAUCAAUGGUGGGUGUCUAGUUCAGUCAGCAGAUAAUGGAGGCUUCAAUGAGAAGCCGUCCCCCGCCAUGUCGCGGGGCGCUGCUGUUCGCCAUCACCCUAGUUCCCUUCUCACCCUGAGGCUGGGCCUCACCUGCUACAAGGACUACCUGGGAACAAACUGGUCGUGUAAGGUGGCAGAACUCCGUCGCCGUGGCCAGAAGGAGUUUGGUGACUCUCUGGCUCUGCUGGCUCAGCCGCUGGGUGUGGGCGCCGUUUUGUGCACAUGCGACGGUCAGGUGGUGUUCAUCAGGAGGAGCCAGAAGGUGGCAGAGGCAGGGGGGUUGCUGGACAUUCCCGGCGGCCACCCAGAGCCAAAGGCCGUGUGUGAGCGGCAGGGUGAGGCAGGGGAGCACAUCAGCAUGGCAGUGAUGCAGCAGAGGCCGGACGCCGUCGUCUCAGAGCUGUUCUCCUCCGUGUGCGCGGAGAUCAGGGACGAGGUCAAUGUCCCUCUUAGCUGCCUUGGCGCUCCAGUGCUGAUGGGCAUCGCUCUAAACCACACCAGCGCCGGACGGCCAAGCGCAGAGUUCUACAUCAGCUGUUCUCUGUCUUCUGAUGAAGUCAGAAAGCUGUACUGGGAAGGAGGAGCAGAGGCCAACGAGUCCACAGAUGUGGUCUUCCUCAGCAGAACGGAGGUGUUGCAGCUGAACAGAAGCAGCCCUCUGUGGUCAGAGAUGUGUCCGUCGGCUAAAGGAGCCAUUCUGCUCUAUCAGACAGUGAAGCCAGAGAGGAAACAAAACCACAGAGAGGAAAAAUGACCAGAGGGGAGCAUUGGUGUUAAAAGUCUAUAAAUGUCUUAUCUCUGUACUUUGUAAA
Molecule: messenger RNA, 1271 nt
Organism: Cyprinodon variegatus (sheepshead minnow)
Lineage: Eukaryota; Metazoa; Chordata; Actinopteri; Cyprinodontiformes; Cyprinodontidae
Gene: nudt22
Product: nudix hydrolase 22
Exons: 7
Coding region: 5-1213 (402 amino acids)
Molecular function (GO): GDP-mannose hydrolase activity
Source: RefSeq, a predicted model, not a curated record